Molecule: messenger RNA, 1035 nt
Organism: Procambarus clarkii (red swamp crayfish)
Lineage: Eukaryota; Metazoa; Arthropoda; Malacostraca; Decapoda; Cambaridae
Source: RefSeq, a predicted model, not a curated record
AUGGCGAGAGUACCGGCCGACUUUACUCUCACCGUAGCGGCCGACGCUACUCUCACUAUAGCGGCCAACGCUACUCUCAUCCAAGCGGCCGACGCUACUCUCACUAUAGCGGCCGACGCUACUCUCACUAUAGCGGCCGACGCUACUCUCACCAAGCGGCCGACGCUACUCUCACCUGGCCGACGCUACUCUCACCAAGCGGCCGACGCUACUCUCACUAUAGCGGCCGACGCUACUCUCACCGUAGCGGCCGACGCUACUCUCACCGUAGCGGCCGACGCUACUCUCACCGUAGCGGCCGACGCUACUCUCACCGUAGUGGCCGACGCUACUCUCACCGUAGCGGCCGACGCUACUCUCACCGUAGCGGCCGACGCUACUCUCACCGUAGCGGCCGACGCUACUCUCACCGUAGCGGCCGACGCUACUCUCACCGUAGCGGCCGACGCUACUCUCACCGUAGUGGCCGACGCUACUCUCACCGUAGUGGCCGACGCUACUCUCACCAAACGGCCGACGCUACUCUCACCUGGCCGACGCUACUCUCACCAAGCGGCCGACGCUACUCUCACCGUAGCGGCCGACGCUACUCUCACCGUAGCGGCCGACGCUACUCUCACCGUAGCGGCCGACGCUACUCUCACCGUAGCGGCCGACGCUACUCUCACCGUAGUGGCCGACGCUACUCUCACCGUAGCGGCCGACGCUACUCUCACCGUAGCGGCCGACGCUACUCUCACCGUAGUGGCCGACGCUACUCUCACCGUAGUGGCCGACGCUACUCUCACCGUAGCGGCCGACGCUACUCUCACCAUAGCGGCUGACGCUACUCUCACCGUAGCGGCCGACGCUACUCUCACUAUAGCGGCCGACGCUACUCUCACUAUAGCGGCCGACGCUACUCUCACUAUAGCGGCCGACGCUACUCUCACCAUAGCGGCCGACGCUACUCUCACCAUAGCGGCCGACGCUACUCUCACCGUAGCGGGCUAUAUUACUUGCACACGUAGUGGCCGACACUCGUUGAAACCUUAA